UCGUUCCGUUCUUCUGACAUCAAUCCUUCACGUGCGAUUGCUAGGAUCCACAUCCGAUCCACUGGAAAGCUUAGCUAGCUAGCUAAUUAACGUUCAACCCAACGAAAUAUCACACUCUGACUUUAAAGUUAGCGUUAACGCUGUCAGUCACUUCAAAUAGUUGGAACACCGUCCUCUUACGGAGUGUUAUUUUGAAAGUUGUAUUUGUUAUUUUGAAAGUUAUGACAGGAAAUGUGGUGCUGUAUUCUAGCUUGCUUGCUUGUGUAGCUUCCAAAGCACAUUGUGCUAGUACUGUGCUACUGCUGCCUCCUGCCAGUAGUGGACUGCCUCUUCAGCUGCUGGGGACUGUGUCGCACAUUUCCCAUAUAUCUGUCGUUUGUCAGCACUUGGUUGCCUUUGGACAAGGACGGUGAGACGUCCAGCUUUGACUGUAAGAACGAAUGUGCCCGAGAGUCUGACACAAGUCUGUUCAAUGGCUACCUCAGGCCCCACCUCUUCUGCCUCCAUCACUGCCACUGUGCCUGAGGGUUUCCAUUAUGAAACCAAGUACAUUGUGCUCAACUAUCUGGGAAUGCUGCCUGUUAGUAGAUCACAGACACUAACCCCAGCUCAAGGGAGAGAAACAUCCAACUUGGAAGGACAUGGCCAGAAUGAGAGAGAAAGGAGCACAAUAAUAAAAGCGCAUGAGGAAGAGAUGAGACAACUGGACGAUGAAAUCGCUGCUUCCUUUUCCACAACAGGCUUUGACCGGCACACAUCGCUGGUGUUUAACCCGGCCAUCCCAGAGACCUCGAUUGAAGACUGCCUUGCUGCAAUGGGAGACCGGCUGGCCGCGGAGCUUGACACACACCUGGCAGCAGCCGUGUACACACUCCUUGCAGGGCCUCUAGACUACCAGAGUUUCAGAGACACAACACAGGAUCUCUCAACACACACACAGGGAGGCUGGAGCAAUGUGCUAGUACCUUUGGUGCUGCUCCAGGCUCUACAAAGCGAGGGCCAGUCACUGACAACUCUGUUGCAUUUGGGGGUGCGCUACCUAGAGGAGGCUGAAGCUGGCUACAUCAUCCAGCAAGGGGGAUGGGGUGAAAUCUUGAGCCUCGAGCCAGAGGAGGAGCGCGGUGUGACCACUGCUGAAGACAGCAACGACAUUUACAUCCUCCCUGACCAGCUCAGCCCCCCCUCCUCGCUGCUCUGCACUGGAGACAACAACAACAGCAGCGAGCAGAGCUCCUGGCAGACGGAAAGCUUACCCGCGUCUCUGGCCGGCCACGAGUCUUGGGCACAGGUUGGUGCGAUGGACCCCGAAGACGUCAAGAGCCUGGACAGCAAUGAGGGCGUGGCUCUGGCCGAGGAGCGCAGCGAAAACAACUCCUCAAACUCGGACAUUGUCCACGUCGAGCGCGAAGAUGCUGAGCUGCUGGAGGAAGGAGGGGAAGUUGGAGCAAUAGACGAAAGCAUGAUGAGCGUUUUAGGCACCGAGAGCGAGCUAGCCGAGCUUAGGGAAGAAUUCAGGGACCAGUCUCCACCUGUUCCAGUGUCAGCCGAGGCAGGCUCCCCAGCCCCGGCCUUCCUGCUUUCACUAGAGGAACCGCUUGUAAUCGAGAAGCCUGCGAGCUUGUCGGCGGAGCCUUCCCUCCUCUCCUUAGAACCAGAGCUGCCUCCCCCGGUCCCUGAAUCUGCUGCUGCUGCUCCCCCUCCUUCUGAGCCAGAACCUGCAGCACCUUCAUCUGUUCCUGCAGUUGAGCCUGAGCCUGAGCUAGAACCAGAACCAUCUGCCCCCACCGCCCCAGUGCCUGCUGAGGUGGCACCACCAUCUCUAGCCAAGGAAACCCCGGCAGAGCCAGCAGAUCCUGAAGCCACCUCAGAACCAGCUCCUGAACCAGAACAGGAGCCGGAGCCCGUUGCAGUGCCUCCCGAGCCAGAGACUGUGGCAGAACCGGAGGCCCCGUCGACUGAACCCCUUGUCCUAGAGGCUGCAGUGGCCCCUGUAGAAUCCCUGGCUGAGGAGCCCCCAGUGCAGCCAAAGCCAGAACCAGAGCUCCCAGUGCUCCUUUAUGGAGGUGCUGCACUGGUGGUCCUUGCUGCUGUAAUGGCAUACGGUGCCGUUAACUACAGGAGGCAUUAGAAAAUCUUUC
Messenger RNA from Perca flavescens (yellow perch), 2138 nucleotides. It is a transcript of the gene bcl2l13, whose product is annotated as BCL2 like 13. The record is from RefSeq and is a predicted model, not a curated record. Gene Ontology annotation, biological process: regulation of apoptotic process; apoptotic process. Gene Ontology annotation, cellular component: membrane; mitochondrion. The transcript has 8 exons. The coding region runs from base 473 to 2128 and encodes 551 amino acids. NCBI's taxonomy places the organism in Eukaryota, Metazoa, Chordata, Actinopteri, Perciformes, Percidae.